Messenger RNA from Ciona intestinalis (vase tunicate), 1425 nucleotides. Lineage: Eukaryota; Metazoa; Chordata; Ascidiacea; Phlebobranchia; Cionidae. The record is from RefSeq.
AUGCCACGACCAGGACGAGACUCAUAUGGCGACCAAAAGCCGCCAUAUUCUUACAUAGCCCUUACGGCAAUGGCAAUUCAAUCUUCACCGAACAAGAUGAUGAGCUUAUCUGAGAUCUACCGCUAUAUUAUGGACCGUUUUCCUUUCUAUCGAAACAACACUCAACGGUGGCAGAAUUCGUUACGACACAAUCUCUCAUUCAAUGAUUGCUUCGUCAAAGUUCCUAGACGGGGCGACCAACCCGGCAAAGGUAGUUUAUGGAGUCUCCAUCCGACUUGUGGAGAAAUGUUUGAGAACGGAAGCUUUCUGCGAAGACGAAAAAGAUUUAAAACAAAUUCGCCGCAACGACGGUCUGUGAUUCAAAAUGGCGUCAGUCAUCAUGCGCUGUCGCGGUACCAACACAUCGCGAACGUUCGAAGCGGAGAAGUUGGUUUGAACUCCAUCGAAGACAACCCGUCUUAUAAUAUGAUCAACCGCCAUAACUUAUACCAGGCACAACAACAACUGCUUAACCGGCCCCGUUUCGGUACUCCCAACCCCUGGGUUCCCAAUGAAACCCGUUUACCAGGAAUGCAAAGCUCAGAGGCCGCAGCCGCCGCAGUGGCGUAUUUCAGAUCAGCGAUGACGGGAUUCCAAAGCGUAGUGAACAAAAUGUCGGUCGGAGACUUACAGCAAGCGGCUCUUGCCAGUCGUAUGAAAUAUCCAGUAUUCAACACUCUACAAGGUGUAUUUCCCAAUGCAAACGCACCUAACCUAAAUAUUAAUAUGGAAUCCAAACAAGAGUUAUCAUCAGAUGGCUUAAAAUCUGAAAACUCGCCAUGCUCGUCUCGACCGCCUUCUAGCGACGAAGAAAACUCCACAUUUCCAAUCCCUAGUCCAACUUCGCCAAAACCAAACUCAAAAAUUAACUUUUCGAUCGAGAACAUUAUCAGCGGUCGAUUCUCGCCGAAAGAACCGAAACAAGACGAGCAAUCAGUCUCACCGGUCGCGCCAAGCAAGAAACGAUGCCAAAACCAUGACUUCGAAUCAAACGCGAAAAGAAUUCGCAGAGACACAGACCGAGCUUCGACACCAUGCAUGCUGGAAGCCUACCCAAAAGUAGCGCUUCCAAAAUCGCCGCAAAACAUUAUCCAACCUGAUGAUACCCCGCGUACAUCGACCCCAAAGCCAGCAGUAUAUUCCGACAUAAAACCUCAGUUGGUAACUUUUCCUUUCCGUACGAACUUCAAUUCCACAACGGAAGCUCCACGGUUUCGCGAUUCCUUGGCGGAAUAUUCGGCGUUGUACAAAAGCACAAAAGUUGUCGAAUACAACCACCCCAAAACCUCCCAGUCUAAAUACGCUCCUCCAAUACAAGAAAACGACGAUGUUACAUUUUCAGCUUUCGCGAAGCUAAAACGAUUCACGGAGCUUCAAGUCCAAUAA